Messenger RNA from Brassica napus (rape), 1642 nucleotides. Its product is annotated as glutathione S-transferase U8. Gene Ontology annotation, cellular component: cytoplasm. The record is from RefSeq and is a predicted model, not a curated record. The transcript has 2 exons. Gene Ontology annotation, biological process: glutathione metabolic process. The coding region runs from base 79 to 759 and encodes 226 amino acids. NCBI's taxonomy places the organism in Eukaryota, Viridiplantae, Streptophyta, Magnoliopsida, Brassicales, Brassicaceae. Gene Ontology annotation, molecular function: glutathione transferase activity.
ACUCACCACCAUUUCUCAAGACACAGACACACACAAAGAAGAAAACCAAACCAAAUUAUUUGUUUCUAAGCGGGAAAGAUGAACCAAGAAGAACAAGUACAGGUUUUGGGGUUAUGGGGAAGUCCUUUCAGCAAAAGAGUAGAAAUGGUCCUGAAACUUAAGGGCAUACCGUAUGAAUACAUCGAAGAAGAUGUUUAUGUUCAGAAGAGCCCUAGGCUUCUCAAAUUAAACCCUAUACACAAGAAAGUGCCUGUCCUCGUCCACCAAGGCAAAUCGAUAGCUGAGUCUCUGGUUAUUGUCGAAUACAUUGAAGAUACUUGGACGACAAGUUACCCUAUGUUGCCUCACGAUCCUUAUGAACGCUCUAUGGCCCGUUUUUGGGCUAAGUAUGCGGAUGAUAAGGUAAUGUCAACAUUGUGGAAGGCUUGUUGGGGACCUGAAAGCGAAAGAGAGAAGAUGGUAGAAGAAGCCUAUGACGGUUUGAAAUACCUCGAAGAAGAGCUUGGAGAUAAACAAUUUUUCGGAGGAGAGACAAUUGGUCUUGUUGAUAUAGCAGCUGAUUUCAUAGCAUAUUGGUUUGGAAUUGCGCAAGAAGCUUCAGGUGUGAUGAUCAUGACCGCAGAGAGGUUUCCAAAACUUCAACGUUGGUCGCAGAAUUUCGUUCGGAAUAAUAUUAUUAAGGAAGUCUUGCCGCCUAAGGAGAAGCUCAUGGCUCUUUUCAAAGCCCAAUUUGGAAAUAACGCAUCCAAUGAAGCGUAAUAAGACAAAGACUCUCUUACUUUAUGAAAAGUAUGUAUGUUAUAUCUAGAAAGUCUGCUGUUUGUUUGCACACAAAAAAAAAGAAGCUGUUUGUAUGUUGUCUUUGUUUUUAUUACGUGUAUUAUUUGUUAAACUUUCCCAACUUUCUAUAAUGGUUAUAGUCUCUAGAAGGAACAUUCAAACAAAAUAUGAAGUUGGACAAUUUAUUGAAGAUUUAGUGGAAACACACUAAAACAAGUGUGUUGCAAGGGAAAUAAGCAUCGCAAUUCCGUUGCAAAUCGUCAUUUGCGAAAUUACUGCAAGGGAACACAUUCCGUUGCAAAUCGCUCGUCGCAAAUAAAAAACGGUCGCAAUAUCCUUGAAAAUCUGCGAGAAAAUGAUUUCCGUCGCAAAUUUGCAAGAGAAUAUUUUUCCUCGCAAAUUUGCAAGCAACUAAAUACCCUCGCAAAAUUGCAAUAGAUUUGCAACAAAAACUUUCCCUUGCAAAUUUUUUCAAGUAUAUUAAAAAAAAAACUAAAAAUAAGAAAUAAAAAAUAUAAAUAAAUAAAUAAAUAUAUAUAUAUAUAUAUAUAUUGAAACCGGUACACUAAAGGAAAAUGUAUCUAUUCCGAUGGUUAAAAAAAACAAUUUGAUAUAAUUAAUAAAAACAAAUAUGUAAAUAUAUAAACAUAAAUACAAACAAAAUACAAGAAACCUAAAUCUAAGCCGCCGCUGUCGUUCUCCUCCAGUCGUCUUUGUCCACCGCACUCUCAACGCUUCAGCCACCACCGAUGCUUCUACUUCCGGCCAUCGCAUCCACCUUCCAGAUUAGUGACUGAUUUUGCGACUACGUAUGAAAAAAAAAAUUAAAAAAAAUUAAAUUAAAAUAAUAUUAUUAUUAACU